Physeter macrocephalus (sperm whale) is the source of this 4050-nucleotide messenger RNA. Its product is annotated as sodium/potassium-transporting ATPase subunit alpha-4-like. The record is from RefSeq and is a predicted model, not a curated record. The transcript is spliced from 10 exons. The annotation marks the transcript as partial. Gene Ontology annotation, molecular function: ATP binding; P-type sodium:potassium-exchanging transporter activity; ATP hydrolysis activity. Gene Ontology annotation, cellular component: sodium:potassium-exchanging ATPase complex; plasma membrane; cell projection. Lineage: Eukaryota; Metazoa; Chordata; Mammalia; Artiodactyla; Physeteridae. Gene Ontology annotation, biological process: sodium ion export across plasma membrane; intracellular potassium ion homeostasis; potassium ion import across plasma membrane.
ACCCAGGUGAUUAUGGUAACAGGGGAUCAUCCCAUUACAGCCAAGGCCAUUGCCAAGGGUGUGGGCAUCAUCUCAGAAGGCACUGAGACAGCAGAGGACAUUGCUGCCCAGCUCAAGAUCCCUGUCAGCCAGGUCAAUGCCAGGGAUGUCAAAGCCAUUGUGGUGCACGGCUCAGAACUAAAAAAUAUGAACUCAGAGCAGCUUGGUGAGAUCCUCCAAACCCACACUGAGAUCGUGUUUGCUCGGACCUCCCCCCAGCAGAAGCUCAUCAUUGUAGAGGGAUGUCAGAGGCUGGGAACCAUCAUGGCGGUGACAAGGGACGGGGUGAACGACUCCCCCGUGCUGAAGAAGGCGGACAUCGGCAUUGCCAUGGGCAUCGCUGGCUCUGACGUGUCUAAGCAGGCAGCCGACAUGAUCCUGCUGGACGACAACUUUGCCUCCAUCGUCACAGGAAUGGAGGAGGGCCACCUGAUCUUUGACAACCUGAAGAAAUCCAUUGCCUACACCCUGACCAGCAACAUCCCCGAGAUCACCCUCUUCCUGCUGUUCAUCAUCCUCGGUAUCCCCCUGCCUCUGGGCACCAUAACCAUCCUCUGCAUUGACCUGGGCACUGACAUGGUCCCUGCUAUCUCCUUGGCUUAUGAGUCAGCUGAAAGUGACAUCAUGAAGAGGGUUCCACGGAAUCCAAAGACUGAUAAGCUGGUGAAUGACCGUCUCACUGGCAUGGCCUACGGACAGAUUGGGAUGAUCCAGGCUCUGGCAGGAUUCUUCACCUACUUUGUGAUCUUGGCUGAGAAUGGUUUUAAACCUACUGAUCUGCUGGGCAUCCACAUCAGCUGGGAAAACUGAUACCUCAAUGACCUGGAGGACAGCUAUGGACAACAGUGGACCUAUGAGCAGCGCAAGGUGUUGGAGUUCACAUGCCAAACGGCCUUCUUUGUCAGCAUCGUGGUUGUGCAGUGGGCUGACCUCAUCAUCUGCAAGACCCGCAGAAACUCUGUCUUCCAGCAGGGCAUGACAAACAAGAUCCUAAUAUUUGGGAUCCUGGAGGAGACGUUCCUGGCUGCUUUUCUGUCCUACACUCCAGGCAUGGACGUGGCCCUGCGAAUGUACCCACUCAAGAUAGCCUGGUGGCUCUGUGCCACUCCCUACAGCGUCCUCAUCUUUGUCUAUGACGAAAUUAGAAAACUCAUCAUCCGUCGUCAUCCUGGCGGCUGGCUGGAGAAAGAGACCUACUACUAAACUCAACAGAGGAAGAUCUUCACAUGACAUCAGGGUGUCCUGAGCGCCAGGUCGGGGAGGGUUGGGGUAAUGAGUUUGGGAAAACAUCUGAGAGUGCACCUUAGUUGGGGCAGGGAGAUGCCAGGAGGAAGAACCUUGGAUGAGAGAGACAGGUGAUCCUAGGGCUGGGUUGAGGGCACCAUGGAUAGGAGAUGAGCUGGGUUGACGGGAGCCCAGCCUGCAUCUGACUGGAGCCCAGCAGGGGGCUCAGUAGCCAGUCAAGAGAGUAAAUGUUUGCAACAACCCUUAGCUCCUGGAUGUGUCGCAUCUGAUUUUUGGAGAAUGGGGAUUACUGUGACGCUCUCUCCCUAGAUCUUCAUGGGAGCCAGACAGGGGAAGUCUUUCAGGGACCAGAGUCGAGGCUGGGAAGGGAUCAGAAUCAAGCAUCCUUGCCCCUUGAGGGCUACCCCCUCAAAGUCACUCUCCAACCCGACAGAGAGCAAGGACAGGACAAGUCCUGGGAUCAGAGAAACAGAGGAGGUGAGAGAGGAGCAGGGGAGCCACACCUUACAGAGGGGCCACAGCGCCCACUCAGUCCCUCAGAUCAACUUACAGACUCAUAGACUUUUCGUGCUAGACCUUAUUUCAUCAUGAAGAACAUGAGGUCCAGAGAGGUUAAAUGACUUGGAAGGGGCCACGUGGUGAGUGGUGAAUGUGGGGCCGCUGCCCCGCCUCUGAGGAAGGGAUUGAUGUUCCCGUAGCCCCAGUCAUUAGGGCAUCUCGACCCCAUCCCAGCCCUCAGCUGUUUUCUCUGGCGUAACCUUGAAAUAGAGGCUGGAACAACGCUGAAUGGAUCCCUGUAGACUUUACUCUAGGCAAAGCACCCGCCCCCUCAUGCCCCAGCUCCAUACAGGUGAUGGAUGUUCCCCAAAGCCUGGCCUCUGAGCCUGGGCCCGGCACUUGCUGCGUCUCAGGCACGUGAGGAGUCCCCGGGAGACUUUCUCUCCUGCCCACCCUUGGCGGCAGCUCUUCCUUCCUCUUCACCCACUCGCUGGCUUUUGCUCUGUGAGCUGGUCCACUUUUCCCUGUGGAUCGGUUCACUCUCAGGCUUCUUUUAGAGGAGAGGGUUGGCUGUGCCGAACAGCAUACAGAGAGAGAGAAAUGCUGAGAAAAGCUGGUGGAAAUCGUAGACUGGCACCAAAAACAAAGCACAUGUGUUAAGUGACUGCACAUUCUGUCUGGCGGUAGACAAAGGCCUUACUCACACCAUCCAUUAAUCCAUACAACAAAUACAUUCUUACCACCCCGCCCGGUUUUAUAGAUGGGGAAACCAAGGUCUGUCUGAUUGCAGAACUUGUGCCCUCAACCACUUUUCAGGCUAGUCUUACGAUGAAGGCUGGGCCAAAAAUAUCCAAAUGCAAAAGAAAAAACAUAAGAUGGUGACAGAGGAAGGGCCGUGGACGAGUCUGGAGGAUGAGAGGCCAUGGACUAGCAAAGGGAAGGCUGUCGUAAGGUACACCAGCCACUCCCCCUACAUCGGGCCCUCAUCAGAGAUCUCUCUCCCACCUGCUCCCCUCCCUCCUCCAACACGAGGUCUCCUAGGGACAGGGCUGUAUCAGUCUGGGGUCCUUCCCCGAUGCUGACAGGGCUGAACCAGACCCUGGAAGACGGAGGGGCCAGGGUGUGUGUGUGUGAGGUGGGGAGGGGGAGCAUGGAGGGGCCAGCUCCUCAAGUUUCAGUAGCAGGAGCUUUGGGUGUCUGGUGGGUUAAAAAUACAGAGGCCCCAACUUAGGGUCAUUUGAUAUCGGUGGUUGAGCCUGAAGGCAGGGGCCUAGAGGGAAGAAUUUGAAUAGAAGGUAUAGAGCAAAGUAUGGGAGAGGAGGACAGGGAGGAGGGGAGGGGUGCAGCUGCUGGAAAGGAUCCGGGUGGCUCUGGAGAGCCAGGGCCAAGGAGAGGGAGCAGGAUGGGAUGAAACAGCCUGGUAGCUGCAGAAGAGGAGAGGGAAUGGAGCAGGCCUGGCUCACCAUUUCGUCCCAUCUCACACCCUGGGGGUACGAAAGGUCAGAUUCAGGAUGGAACGGGUCUAAGGUCCCAAUGUCUCUGUCCCAGUGUCCCCCUCCUCCAGAGCACAGCAGAAGAAGUUGGGGCUGGACGUCAUCUAGGUCAUGUACGUCCGGGAGGCUCCACCUGUCUCUCCUGCUGUCUUUGCUCUGGUCAUGGGGCUGUGGGCACGUUGGUCGCUCUCUUGAGAUGGGUUCUGAGGUCUCUCCAGCUCCGGCAUGCCCUGCCUAGCUACCUCUGGCCUCUCCUGCGCCCAUGACAGCUGUCUCUCUUGGACCCACUCCUGCCACGUUCUUGAGAUUUUCCCUGGCCUUCCUUGCUUAGCCGUGUAAGGUCUGCCCUGUGGGAGUGCGGAAAGGUCAUUCCUCUAACAUAACUUCAUGGUGCAAAACACCCUCUGUGCCUCCAACAUCGGAGACACCUCAGGGUGGGCAUGGGGGCUUCUGACUUUGAUCUAGCCUCUCUCUGGUCUCCCCCGUGCCUCAGCUUACCUGUGCAUGAGCCCUGGAGGGCCGUGAAGAGGGUCCUUGAAGGUACCCAGAGCUGAGCCCAUCCACUCCGCCCUCACCCCCAGGCUGGGAUCCAGGAAGUUAGAGCCCCUCCACACCAGCUCUGCUUUGGCUCCCAGUGCACAGAAUUAAGCAGCAUCCUUGGUUCGGGGCACAGGGCUCCACCUCUUCAUGUUUCCCAGUGUUAAUUUUUUCUCCUACCGUUGAUACCUGAUCCUUUUUGUCUUGUCAAAGACGUAGGAAUGAAUAGUCACAAUUC